This is a messenger RNA of Chaetura pelagica (chimney swift), 327 nucleotides long. RefSeq names its product CD276 antigen homolog. Lineage: Eukaryota; Metazoa; Chordata; Aves; Apodiformes; Apodidae. The annotation marks the transcript as partial. The transcript has a single exon. The record is from RefSeq and is a predicted model, not a curated record.
ACCAGCAUAAAAUUGUUCCUCCUGACCAGGCUGUCCUGGGGGUCCUGGGCAGAGGAGUCAUCCUGCCCUGCCAGCUGACACUGAAGACCAUCCCCCAGAGACUUUCUGUUCUGUGGACGUUUGCUGGAAACUCCAAAGAAAUUCAUGUGGCCUCAUUUGGUGGAAGAAACCUCCCCAGUCCAGUGGAUGAGCAUGAGGCCUAUCAGGGCAGGACAGGUGUUUUCCAGAUGGAAUUUCACAGAGGAAACGUGUCUCUUCACCUGAAAAAUGUCACCUUCUCAGACCAAGGGAGAUACACCUGCACUGUCUUCUUUGACAAUUCAUACA